Messenger RNA from Caenorhabditis bovis, 450 nucleotides. The record is from the annotation of a GenBank genome assembly. NCBI's taxonomy places the organism in Eukaryota, Metazoa, Nematoda, Chromadorea, Rhabditida, Rhabditidae.
AUGGUCGCUCAGCUUUACGUGCAGGGCUUGACGUCAACUGAUGUCAAAAACAAAAGCAAUGCAAAUGCCAUGACCGGAAUACAGAUCUUCUUUGGAAUUCUCUAUCAUGGCUUCAGAAUCGGAAUGCAAUUGGUUAUAGCGUCUUCUGUGAAAGAGGACGCGAAAAGUGAUCGAUCGAUCACUAUAAAUCAAUUGGUGUUCGAAUUAUUUGCCAAUAUCGGAAGCCUGUUCAACUGCGCUCUCUACUAUUGGGUUUUGAAGGGAUUCUUCACGGUCGAACGGCGUCAGUCGAAUGUUAUUCCGAUCAUUGGCUGCAAUUCGACGCCAUUGAACUCAUCGCCAAGCCCGCAAGUCUUCUCCCGUCGUCCAUCGACGAUUUCGGUGUAUUGGCCAUGUCACAGUCCAAUACCGAUGAGUUCACCAGCUGAUCCGAACCUAUUGCAUAUUUAA